Messenger RNA from Effrenium voratum, 1168 nucleotides. The record is from the annotation of a GenBank genome assembly. NCBI's taxonomy places the organism in Eukaryota, Dinophyceae, Suessiales, Symbiodiniaceae.
CAAGCCUCAACCCUUGCGUCGGAGAAGAAGAGCCCUGGAAGCGACGAGCCACCUGCCCUUGAAACGUCAUGCUCACCGUCCCCGUAGCGACCCUGCCGGACAGUUCCUUCAACCGGACAGCUAGAUGUCGACCCCCAAGAGGAAGGCCGGACCUUUGGACACGCUGCCGCCGAUUUGCGGCGGAGCAGUGGUCACAAGCGUCGUAAUGUACCCGGUGGACGUGGUCCGCGCCAUUUGCAUGUCCAACCCGGGCACCGGCGCGGGCGAGGCCUUGAAGGGCUUCGUGGAGGCGCACGGGAUGAUGGGCUUCGUGAAGCAGGGUCUGGUGGCCGAGGUGACGAGGGCCUCCAUCUCCCGAGCCAUCAAGUUCUUUAUGCAGCCUAUUGUGCACCGGAACCUUUACGGCAAGCCGGAGACCCAGGGCACGCCCAUCAGCAAGGGCUUGGCUGGUGCGCUGGGAACCGUGCCCGAGGUGUUGGCCAUCUCUCCCUUGGAGAACAUCAAGCUGGCGGCGCAGCUGGACAAGGAGGGCAGGUUCAACGGAUCGGCCGACAUUGCCAAGCACAUCAUGAAGACUCGUGGAUUUGGAGGACUGAUGAUUGGCUACGCCGGCAUGCAGGUGCGGCAGUUCCUGUGGACCGGCGGCUUCUUCCUGACCUUGGACGUCUACAAGGGCGCGGUGAGCACCGUGGUAUCCAACAAGUUGGCGCAGGAUGUGCUCUCGGGCUUUGCAGCGGGCGCCACGGGGACUGCCAUGAACUGCUGGACGGACGUGUGCCGAUCCAUCGUGCAGAAGAAGGCCCUGGCCGACACCUUCGACCCCUCCAUCCCGCGGCCCAGCGCCCUCGCGGCGUACAAUCCGGGCCCCUUCUUCGCUGAGGCGGCCAACCUGGCCUCCACCAAGGGCAUCAGCGGGUUGUAUGCGGGCGUGGGCCCCAAGAUGAUCCACCUGGGCGGCUCUGGGGCCAUCCUCGCGGUGCUGAUGCCUCGCUUCAAGACCAUGUGGUUUGACAUGAUGAACCUGGAGUGAACUCAUCCGCGGAACAGAUUGUCACAGCCUGUAGGCGUUUUGAUCCGCUCGCAUUGAGAGGAGUGAGUGGAAGCUGUAGUGACUUUAAGGGCUCUGAGAGCUUCAUCGUGAGCUCAGCAAAGCUUGAACACGAGACUC